AAAUCCAGCCAGAUCGAGUCAGUCAGUCAGUCCACUGGAUCCGCAGCGCCGCUCCGACAAAAACACACGCUUGAAGGACAACCGCUCGCCGCUUACGCAGACAGGUCCAUUAGCGAGUCUCGUGUUCUGCUGUGAAUCCACGGAGGACAGUUUUGGAGUCGAGCGCCCUCUCGGGCCAGGGUGGUCCAGCUUCAUUAAGAAAGAGCAGCAGCAACAGGAAGCAAGCUGGACGGGGGGGAGGUGAGGGAGGACGAGGGCGCCGCCUUUAUCCUGAGACACAGAGUCUAUACCAGCAGCGAUACUACUGACCCCACCCACACAUCCACCUCAGACGGCCAAGACACCAUGAGUGCCAGCGCAGGUCACAGAUCGGAAGGCCCCGCACAUAACAGGUGUCUCUUUGCGAGGAGGGUGGUACAUGAAAAGGAGGAGGAAACGACAGAAAGAGAAGAGGAAGAUGACGAGGAGGAAGAAGAGGAUAAGAGCUCUGAUGAAGGCCUUCUGCUACAGGCACACCAUGCCAUGGAGAGGAUGGAGGAGUUUGUGCACAAGAUGUGGGAGGGCAGAUGGCGUGUCAUUCCACAUGAUGUCCUCCCCGAUUGGCUGAAGGAUAAUGAUUUCCUGUUGCAUGGGCACCGGCCGCCCAUGCCCUCCUUCAGAGCAUGUUUCAAGAGCAUCUUCAGAAUCCAUACAGAAACAGGCAACAUUUGGACACAUCUUUUAGGCUGCCUGUUCUUUGUCUGUCUGGGCAUUGUGUACAUGUUCAGGCCCAAUAUGUCGUUUGUGGCACCGUUCCAGGAGAAGAUUGUCAUCGGCGCAUUCUUCCUGGGGGCCAUUCUCUGCCUGUCCUUCUCCUGGCUCUUUCACACAGUCUACUGCCACUCGGAGGGGGUGUCCCGUGUCUUCUCAAAGUUAGACUACUCGGGCAUUGCGUUCCUGAUCAUGGGCAGUUUUGUACCGUGGCUGUAUUACUCUUUCUACUGCUCCCCUCAGCCCUGUUUCAUAUACCUGAUAGUGGUGUGUAUCCUGGGGAUCGCUGCCAUCACUGUCUCACAGUGUGAUUUCUUCGCCACGCCACAGUACCGUGGAGUCAGGGCUGGUGUGUUUGUGGGUCUGGGCCUCAGUGGAGUCGUCCCCACGCUGCACUUUAUGAUCACUGAGGGCUUCCUGAGGGCCACCACCAUGGGUCAGAUGGGCUGGCUGUUCCUCAUGGCCGUCCUGUACAUCACCGGAGCCUGCCUGUACGCCGCACGCAUCCCAGAGAGAUUCUUCCCUGGCAAGUGUGACAUCUGGUUCCACUCCCAUCAGCUGUUCCAUAUCCUGGUGGUAGCAGGUGCUUUUGUGCACUUCCACGGUGUUUCCAACCUGCAGGAGUUUCGUUACACAGCUGGCGGAGGCUGUGCGGAGGAGGGUGGCGUGUGAGCCCCGUGUCCUGCGGUGCUUGAAACGCACCACUAGAGGGAGACAAUGUUCCUCUUACCUUUGCCGCCAGCAAGUGUUCCUCCUGCCCAUGAGGGGUAAACCUAAGAGGACAGCACUGAACGACAAAGAUACCCACCUUUAUUAUUUUUCUCUUUCCGUUUUUGGUUUGUUCUCGGUUUUGCCCCCUUAAAUAAAAUGCAUCAUGGGAUAAGGUGGACACAGGUUGAGGAUGGCAGUUUGUUUCCUAAGAUCAUACAUUGAGAAAGAAGAGCUUUUUGGCUUGGUCUACUGCUGUUUGAUGGUCUAUUGCUGUUUUUUCUUUGUACAAGAAAAAGCGUUAAACACAAAAACAAAACAAAAAAAAUGCAAAUGUGUGACCGUUUCUUGGGGUGGGCAGUUAGCCAUUUUAAACUUUUUUCAUGUAAAUAAGAUUUCUAAAAUUUGGGUUAUAUAGAUUUGUACGAAAAUAAAGUUAUAAAAUGUUUUUUAAAAAAUACAUCAUUAUAUGGUUUAACGGAGGUGAAAGAGAGAACGUAGGAAAGAGACCCAUGUGGUCUCGAGUCGGAAGCGGCCAACCAGACGCCUCGGUGUUCUGUCAUCCUAAGCACAGCUGUUAAGAGCUAAAAACGCACCUGUAGGCCAGUGGGACGCCCUGCACAAGAUGGAGCCGCCAGGAUUUAGCACUCACGUACUCCACAAGCCUUCAUAUCGCUGUCAGCGCUGUUUCCUUCCACACAGAAGGCCGGUUUUCCAUCUUCUGAUUAUUUCUCUCUUUCUCUCUCUGUUCUCGUUUUAUUCAUCUUUGUGAAUGUUGACUCAACCUGGUUUGGAAAAAAAAAAA
This is a messenger RNA of Sinocyclocheilus rhinocerous, 2263 nucleotides long. Its product is annotated as adiponectin receptor protein 2-like. Bases 346 to 1422 code for a protein of 358 amino acids. The transcript has 8 exons. The record is from RefSeq and is a predicted model, not a curated record. Gene Ontology annotation, molecular function: signaling receptor activity. Gene Ontology annotation, biological process: adiponectin-activated signaling pathway. Gene Ontology annotation, cellular component: plasma membrane. NCBI's taxonomy places the organism in Eukaryota, Metazoa, Chordata, Actinopteri, Cypriniformes, Cyprinidae.